AGCCUGGCCUCAUCAAGCUUUCCUUGUCGUGUCAAUCUGCAACAAAAUCCAGCAUCGCUGUACCGCCCCGAAAAUGGCGUCCCGUACAGAUGCUCGGUUGCUCAAAACAACAAAAUUUCCGCCGGAAUUCAGCCAGAAGGUGGACAUGCGGAAGGUCAAUCUGCAAGUCAUGAAAAAGUGGAUUGCCAAUCGCAUGUCAGAAAUUUUAGGGAACGACGACGAUGUUGUUAUAGAGCUGUGCUUCAAUCUGAUCGAAGGCUCUAGAUUCCCUGAUAUCAAGGCUUUACAGAUUCAGUUAACCGGAUUCCUUGACAAAGAUACAGCUGGUUUCUGUAAGGAACUUUGGAAGCUACUACUGAGUGCCCAAGAUAGCCCUCAAGGUGUUCCGAAGGAGUUGCUGGAAGCCAAGAAGUUGGAACUGAUUCAAGAAAAGAUGGAGGCUGACCGAGCAGCGAACGAUGACCGACGACGCGAAGACCCAACUCGACGUGACAGAGGUACGGGAGACCCUAGAAGCAGGGACAGACACCCUGGCGGCCGAGACCGACCUAACGACUGGAAUAAUCGUCGACCCGAUUUUAAUAGUAAUCACAGUUUCGACGGGAGAGGAGGAGGAGGUUAUGUAAGAGGGAAUAGAAGGUCCCGCUCACCAGGAGAUCGUCAAGACUCUCGGUCUAGACCCAGCGACAGCUAUAUGUCGCGUGGCAGAGCUGGCCAAGCCUCAACGCAAACACAAGGUGAUUCAAGACGCAGCCGACGUCAUUCAAAAUCACCGGGUUCAACAAGGCAUCGAUCUUCGAGCCGCGGUUCCCGGGAUCGAUCGCGAACGCCCGAUAACCACUCCAAACAUCGAUCGAGCAAUUAUAGGAAGCGGUCGCGGUCACGCUCUGGUUCACGACGGGGCGAACAUAGAUCAGGGAGAAGAAGCCGCAGCGUUUCUUCUACCAGGGCCUCGAAAUCUACCAAACGCCGGAGGUAUUCACCAUCUCCUAGUCGCUCCAGAGAUAGCCGUAGACGCUCAUCUUCGGCAAGCUCUAGGUCCUACAGCUCGAGAAGCUACUCCAGGCCCCGAAGCCGAAGCCGAAGCCGUACAAGAGACUCCCGCAGUCGGAGCAGGAGCAGAAGUAGAGAUAUUGGUGGCAAAGAUCGGAGACGUCGGAAUUCGUCCUCCGUCUCUCCUGAGCGCAGCUAAACUAUAGCAUUUUGAUCUUCAAGGCGUUAAGGCUGUCAACGUAAAAUAGUGAAGUAUAUGUUGGACCUCGAUUUAAGACACGCAUUGCAACGGGUGAUAAAAAAAUUAAUGGUUGACUAUGUUAAGUCUUGUUUUACAUUAUAAAUCUUUCGAGUACAAUUGAUAUCAAUCCGUGAG
This is a messenger RNA of [Torrubiella] hemipterigena, 1369 nucleotides long. NCBI's taxonomy places the organism in Eukaryota, Fungi, Ascomycota, Sordariomycetes, Hypocreales, Clavicipitaceae. The record is from the annotation of a GenBank genome assembly.